CGCCAUUCAGAGAACAGCGUCCUUCAAGUCUUUGUAUGCGAAAGUUCAUGUCUUUUGCUUGGAGUCCUGACUGCCCAGAAUCGCCCAGACGGGCCAAGUAUCGUCGACAAUGUCCACGAAUGAAUGGAAUGCAGUGUUGCACACGCAUCCGGGGGUCUACUGGCGACUGAUAUAUUAGAGCAUGUCCGAUCUGCCAUCGUUUGGUUUCUCCUCAGUUCAUCAGUGUGCGACUCGACUCAGCUCUAUACCAUUCAAGUGACUUUCCUUCCAAGAUGGGUCUCCUCCAGAAAAUCGUCAAAAAUGAUGCGAUGAAAGAGGAUCCACCAGAGAUUUAUGGUUGGAGAGUCUAUUUCUUGGCCUUCUCAGCUUGUUUUGGUGGCAUGCUGUUUGGUUUCGACAGUGGCAUCAUUGGCGGUGUUCUUACUCUUCCCGCAUUCAAAGCUAAAUACAAUCUGGACAAAGCUACACCCAUUGAAAGAGCCAAUCUACAAGCCAACAUUGUCUCGACGUUACAAUGUGGCUGUUUCGUCGGUGCCUUGGUCGCCUCAUACAUUGCCGACAAACUGGGUAGACGCAAGGCACUUCUCAUGGCUGGUGUCAUUGUUACAGUUGGCAGUGUCUUCCAGGCUGCAGCUGACGGCCAUAUUGCUCUCAUGUACGUUGGCCGUCUGAUCGCUGGAUUCGGUGUCGGAGAAGCGUCAAUGGUCACUCCUCUAUACAUUUCUGAGAACGCACCUCGAGCCAUUCGUGGAGGACUCACUGGUAUUUAUCAGCUCUUCAUUGCUACCGGAACUAUGCUUGCCUUCUGGACAAAUUACGGUUGCAACAAACAUCUAUCUGGCCAGACGACGUACAUUGUACCUUUGACUAUGCAAGCUCUACCAGCAAUCUUGCUUUUUGCAUCAAUGUUCUACUGUAAGGAGUCUCCAAGAUGGCUCGCUCGCAAAGACCGCUGGGAUGAGGCCUCUGCUGUUCUGUCCAGAGUCAGAGCAUUACCCUCUACUCACCCCUAUGUUCAGAUGGAGCUUCGCGAGAUGCAAGAGCAGCUGGACCAUGAGAGAGCUCUGAUCGGAGGUGCUUCUUUCAAGGACUUGAUGAGAGAGAUGUGGACUAUUCCCGGAAACAGAAAGAGAGCCAUCAUCACCAUCUGGCUCAUGAUCACGCAACAGAUGACUGGUACCAACGCAAUCAACUACUAUUCUCCUCAAAUCUUCAUCAAUGUCGGACUAUCGGGAACGGAUGCUGGGCUCUUUGCGACUGGUAUCUAUGGCGUUGUCAAAAUGACCAUGUGCGCUUGUUUCUUGGUAUUUGCAGCCGACUCUCUCGGUCGUCGCAGGUCUCUUCUCUGGACUUCAAUUGCCAUGGGUUGCUCCAUGCUGUACGUUGGCCUUUACGUUCGCAUCAAGCCCCCGGUCAAGGGUGCCGAUAUUCCUCCAGCCGGAUACAUGGCUCUUGUCUGCAUCUAUCUCUUCGCUGGCUUCUUCCAAUGGGGCUGGGGUCCUGUCCCUUGGAUCUACAUCUCUGAAAUCCCCACCGCCAGAUUGCGUAGUGUCAACGUCGCUCUGGGCGCUUCCACACAAUGGCUCUUCAAUCUCGUGGUGGCUCGAGCAGUGCCCAACAUGCUCGCCACAAUGGGCAAAGCAGGCUAUGGUACCUUCAUCUUCUUUGCCACUGCUUGUUUCCUCUCUUUCAUCUUCGCCUGGUUCUUUAUUCCCGAGACCAAGGGCCUCUCGCUCGAGAAGAUGGACGACCUCUUCGGUGUCACCGAGUUGGCCAAGAAGAUGGACGACGACGAGGGUGCUCAUGAUGUGACACCCCCUAAGGACUUUGAGAAGACUCAGCAUGUCGAGGUCUCGCAGGUCAACAACACUGCUAAGCACUGAAUACUAGGGGAGACAGAAGAGUUGGAAACGAGAUGAUGGAUACAAUGGG
This is a messenger RNA of Aureobasidium pullulans EXF-150, 1932 nucleotides long. Its product is annotated as general substrate transporter. Gene Ontology annotation, cellular component: membrane. NCBI's taxonomy places the organism in Eukaryota, Fungi, Ascomycota, Dothideomycetes, Dothideales, Saccotheciaceae. Bases 273 to 1883 code for a protein of 536 amino acids. Gene Ontology annotation, biological process: carbohydrate transport; transmembrane transport. Gene Ontology annotation, molecular function: carbohydrate:proton symporter activity. The record is from RefSeq and is a predicted model, not a curated record. The transcript is spliced from 7 exons.